This is a messenger RNA of Orycteropus afer afer, 285 nucleotides long. NCBI's taxonomy places the organism in Eukaryota, Metazoa, Chordata, Mammalia, Tubulidentata, Orycteropodidae. The record is from RefSeq and is a predicted model, not a curated record.
AUGAGGUCUAUCAUCCUCCUUGCUACCAUCCUCCUGCUGACCCUCCAGGCCCAGGCUGAGGCACUCAGACUAAAAGCUGAUGAGGUACCAGCCCAGAAUGAGCCUGGAGCAGAGGACCAGGACUUGGCAGUUUCCUUUGCAGAAGACAAACGCUCAGCCCAAGAGGCUUCAGAUGCUCAGUCAAGAACCACCUGUGCUUGCAGACUAGGACAAUGCACUUACCCUGAGCGUCGCAUUACUAACUGCAAUAUCGGUACCGUCACCUUCAAUUUUUGCUGUCGUUGA